Cryptomeria japonica (Japanese cedar) is the source of this 2532-nucleotide messenger RNA. RefSeq names its product protein MAIN-LIKE 2-like. The record is from RefSeq and is a predicted model, not a curated record. NCBI's taxonomy places the organism in Eukaryota, Viridiplantae, Streptophyta, Pinopsida, Cupressales, Cupressaceae. The transcript has 3 exons. Gene Ontology annotation, biological process: meristem development; meristem maintenance. Bases 605 to 1540 code for a protein of 311 amino acids.
AGAAAAAAUCUCUAUUCACCAAUCUGCUAUAAAAAGUUAGAAAACCCUAUCCAUGCGCUUAUCUCAUCUCUCUCAUAGCUCCGCAUCUGAAAACCCUACUCAGCAUUUCCUAGCUGCGCGUCUGCGAUUUUUGUCUUCUUAAUAUGAUCUGCUUUCUUUUGGACAGAUUUCUUCUCACUACGUGUCUGUGUUUUUAUAGGGUUUUCGAUGCCUUUAUUCGGCAACCAUGAGAGAGUGUAUUUCGAUCCAUUUGAGGAGCUCUACUACCUCAGGCUUGCGCGUUUUUCUUUCUUUCUUUGCCAGGGUGUAUGCCCUCAGGCCCUUAAGUAUCGGGUUUUAGAUCUUUUGUGGGUUGGAAUGUUUUUUGGCUUAGCCUGAUGGUCAGAUGCUGAGCAACAAGACGAUGGGCAGUGGCGAUGAUGCAUAACAUCUGCCGUCAUUUUCUUGAUAUUGAGCGCCUACGUUAACUAACAUUAACACGCUGGUUUCCCAGGAGGAGCUGGGCGUGUUGCAGUUACACGAGAGACAUCCUGCGACACAGGGGUUGUGGGAUCGAUUGAUACAGACGAAGAUUGAUUGUAUUGCGGCGACGGGACUAUAUGAGAUGAUGCACAUGCCCGUGAUUCAGAUGAAUCACGGUUUGAUCACAGCGUUAGCCAAGCGGUGGCACAGCGAGACGUGCACCUUCCAUCUGGCACAGGGGGAGAUGACAGUGACCCUAGAGGAUGUGUGGCACAUCCUGUGGAUUUCGAUUCGGGGGAAGCUGGUCACAUAUGACAGAUCUUGGGGGACCCUUGCAGUUCAGAGGAUUUUUGGUGAGGACGUGUUUAUUGAUGAUGGCUCGAUUGCCUGGGAGGAGAUAGCGGCGUUAUAUGAGCCUCUUCCAGCAGUCUUAUCAGGUAUCGUGGGAGGACUUCUUUGUCCAGACAGGCGAUCACAUGGUUUGGCCGUAGGGUGGGGACAGGUGAUCGAGAUGAUGAUUAUCGAGGGGACUCGAUUUGCGUGGGGGCCGUGCGUGCUGGCGCACCUGUACCAGGAGCUCCAUGAGGUGGUUUAUCGGGGGAGAGGUUCUUUAGCAGUGGGAGUGACGCUGCUGCAUAUUUGGGCCUUGGAGCACCUACCAGUGACUCGACCGGUGAGUUUGAGAUUCCGUGCAGUAGAUCAACUAUACAUGUUCAUGUAUAGCGGCAUGAUGAGUCAGCCCCACCUGGGGAAGUUAGAGUGGUGGCGACGAGCAUUAGACGAUCUGGAUGCAGUUAUAUGGCGUCCAUACUUGGAGUGUGAGCCAUGGGCUGACGAUGCAGAGGCACUGCUGUAUGUGUUUAUGACUCGAUUCCUUAUGGGGAGGACCUCGUACCAUGUGGAGAGACAGGUGCCCGGGAGAGUGUUGAGACAGUUUGGACAGCAGCAGGGACUGCCUAAUGGAUCAGGGGAGUAUGCUCGAGUGAUUCGGGAGAGGUAUGCAUGGGGGCCAGUGCUACCAUAUGAUCAGGCACUGGCAGAGUUUCAGACGCUGCAGGCGAGAUCAUGGGAUAUAUGACCGAGGGUCGUGGAUGCAGGAGUGUCAGAUGAGUACACGUAGUACCGGGCAGCGCACCCGAUCUUACGGAUAUCUGAUCCAGCAGAGGCGAUCCCGGAUUUUGAGGAUGAGAGGGGACGAAGACGGAGGAGGGCAGGAGGUCGAGGACCGAGGGCAGGGGGAGGAGGAGAGGGAGGAGGAGGUGGAGGAGGUCUUGGCGGAGUCAGCGGAGAGGGAGAGGUGUGGGGAUGCGGAGUCAACGGAGAGGGAGAGGUGGACUGCCUCUACAAAUAUCACAGGGACCAUUGAUACAAGGAGGAGUUCGGCUGAGUGGGAGGGGGAUGGAGAGGGAGAUCUCGAUGGACAGAGGGGAGGGAGCUACUGGAGAGGGUGGUACAGGUGAGGUGGCGAUGGAUACCGUGGAGGGAGCCACUGGAGAUCUUCGAGAUCAUAUGAUAGCACACUUGCAUACCCGGGUAGAGGAUUUGGAGGCGGAGGUGGCAGCUAGGGAUGUGCAGCUAUUUGCACGGGAGUCAGAGCUGGCGGUGGUGCUGCGGGAGAGGGAUAGUGCAGUGGAGAGAUUGGCAGAGCUACAGGAGAGAGUCCGGGUGGGAGUAGGAGCACAGGGGCCUACGGGGGAGGUGAUGAGGGAGAUGCGACUAGCACAGGCGGAGAUAGUCUACAGGCGGGGUUUAUAUGAGCAGGUGGUGCUAGUUAGUUAGCGAGCUCUUAGCUAUUCUCAGAUGUGGCAGGCUAGAUUAGAGCGAUCGCAGAGGGUGCAAAGCAGUGGGGGUGUGAUAGGUCCUCUGCGAAGGGAGAGAUCAGGAGAUGCAGGAGUGAGUGGUGGUUCGAUGAGGCCUCCACGGAGAGAUGGAUCAGGUGGUGCGGGCACCAGUGGUGGAGUAGGUGGAGGUGGAGGAGGUGGUGGGACAACAUCUGGUUAGAGUGGCAUUUGAGAAAGCAUUUUUGCAUAUAUGUAUUGUAUCAUUGUUUAUUUUUUGGACUGUAUCUUG